Molecule: messenger RNA, 195 nt
Organism: Hansenula anomala
Lineage: Eukaryota; Fungi; Ascomycota; Saccharomycetes; Phaffomycetales; Wickerhamomycetaceae
Gene: COX14
Product: Cox14p
Exons: 3
Coding region: 1-195 (64 amino acids)
Source: RefSeq, a predicted model, not a curated record
AUGUCUGGUAGAUAUCCAUGGUACACAAAAGUUGCUGAUGCUGCACACCGUUUAACAGUUCUCUCCCUAGUUGGUGGUUCAUUAUACGUUAUAGGUGGUAUGUCAUAUCAAGUGUAUCUUAAUGGUAAACAAUAUGAAGAACAAGCAUUGGCUCAAGGUGUUAUAACACCAGCUGAAGAAGAGAAGAAGGAUUAA